CCGGUUUAUCAACUUCUACCAGCUUAGGAUUUAUAAUAACUCUACCCGUUUCAUCCUGCGCAAUCCACCAUGAGUUCCAGAGAAGGCAGCUUCAAGGCGAAGAUCCGCUCGCUUCUGCCACGCUCACCCUCCCAGUCUGGCGCGGAGUUUUGUGACACUCGAUCGGAGAUUACCCUCACGAACGAAGGUCCAUCUCCUAGACGCAAGGAAAAGGAAUACAAAGGAGCUCGGGAGCCAGCAUUGGCCAAUCCGUACAACGGAGAUCAAUGCUUCGGAUCAUGUUGUCGAGGAGGAGGAUAUCCUCGGUAGGGCGGCAUAACAGAGGAUGAAUGAAUACACAUGCACAACCAUCACGGUUGGGUUUCUCUUUUGGCUGUUUCUCUCUGGAUGUGAGGUUAAAAAUGAAAAUUGAUGACGAUAUACCGAACCUGGUCCCCAUUCAACUGGCAUCCCUGAAAAGGCUACUGCUGUUGAUUCCGAAGAUCGCUCCAGGGCUAGGAAGUCGCGCUGUGGGUGUUCUUCGUCUUGCCGGAACUCCAGCGCAUGGGCAUGGAGCCUGUGUCGGCAACGCUCUAGUGCCGACAGGGUCAUCCCCUGUCAGAGACAGAGACUGGGCUGUGUCUGCCCUGAAGGAAGACUAUGCAGUAAUGUUGUUUCGUGAACUGCCUAGGGUUCGGUUAUUCUCUGCGUCAA
Monascus purpureus is the source of this 693-nucleotide messenger RNA. The record is from the annotation of a GenBank genome assembly. NCBI's taxonomy places the organism in Eukaryota, Fungi, Ascomycota, Eurotiomycetes, Eurotiales, Aspergillaceae.